GUGUCGGGUGCAGUGGCAGGGCGUGGCCGCUGGGGGCAGCAGAGCCUCCGCUGUGCUCUUGAGACGCAGCGACGAGACGCGUGAGGAAGGAAGGAGCGGCCUCUCUCCAAGAUGGCGGCGACCAUAGACAACAGCAAUGCUGCUCCGGCGACGAAGAAAAAGCACCUGGGGAUCCCCGAGGCCGCGUUCGUGGAGGAUGUCGACACUUUUAUGAAGCAGCCCGGCAACGAGACGGCGGAUGCGGUGCUGAGGAGGCUGGACGAACAGUACCAGAAAUAUAAAUACAUGGAGCUCAACCUGUCCCAGAAGAAGCUCAGGUUGAAAAACCAGAUCCCACAAAUCACAGAGACGCUAGAAAUCCUCCGACACAUGCAGAAGAAAAAGGAAACCACAGACCCCAUGGAGACUCACUUCCUAUUGGCUGACAAUGUUUACUGCAAGGCCUCAGUGCCGCCCACCGACAAAGUCUGUCUAUGGUUAGGGGCUAACGUCAUGUUGGAGUACGACAUCGAUGAAGCCCAGGCUCUCCUCGAGAAGAACCUCUCCACGGCGUCACGCAACCUGGAGACGCUCGUGGAGGAUCUGGAUUUCCUGCGAGACCAGUUCACCACCAUCGAAGUCAACAUGGCACGAGUCUACAACUGGGACGUGAAGAGAAGGAGCAAAGAAAACCUCCUGAAAUCUGUAGACAAGUCUUAAUAUCAUCUUCCCCUUCAUCUGAAUAUAUCUUCUCUUUGUCAGGAAAAAAAAAAAACCCCCAAGAAACAACACCACCCUGUCUCCCAGCACGUAGAGGACGAGUUAAAAAAUAUUAGCAAAAGUCGCGGUGCCUCUGAUUUAACGCAACGACUUUUUCACUGGUGUGCAGGUGCCAUACGUAAAGCCGGAUAAAUCACUAACGCGUCAUGAUUCUUUGUUUGGUUUUUAAAGAUGUCCUCUAUCAAGUCAAACUAGAUACUACGAGACUUUCACCGCAGCUGUUUCCUCCUGAUUUGUUACUUUUUAAAAGUAUUUUUUCAAGUAAAAAUCUACAAAAAAAAAGGCAACGAGGCAAGUUUUGUGUUCUUUUUAAUGAUUUCACUGUUUCUGUCAGCUUCGUGUUUGAGGGGCCGCUCGCUGUGUGUUCUCUUUACAGAUCUGUCACUUGUGUUUUGUUUUUGUUCACUAUCGGGACUUUAACUUAUCGUAAAAAAAAAAACACAGUUGCCAUUAUUCUCCGUAGAACGAGGCUCGUAGGGUGACGCGUGUUAACAGAAGAUCGCAGGAUGGAACAGUUUUCGUUCUUGUAGCUCUGCUUUUCACUUCAGGACUUGCAGGAGUUCACUGUCGUCCUCUGACCUCCCGCUCCUCCUCUGUUCUGUCUGUAUUUAUUUGUCUCCCGCUGUACUCAUGAAACCUUGAAUGAAGUAAAAAGAAGAACAUUUGGGCAAAGAGA
Messenger RNA from Paralichthys olivaceus (Japanese flounder), 1435 nucleotides. It is a transcript of the gene vbp1, whose product is annotated as von Hippel-Lindau binding protein 1. The record is from RefSeq and is a predicted model, not a curated record. Gene Ontology annotation, molecular function: tubulin binding. Gene Ontology annotation, biological process: tubulin complex assembly; microtubule-based process; protein folding. Gene Ontology annotation, cellular component: cytoplasm; prefoldin complex. Lineage: Eukaryota; Metazoa; Chordata; Actinopteri; Pleuronectiformes; Paralichthyidae.